Molecule: messenger RNA, 1474 nt
Organism: Alnus glutinosa
Lineage: Eukaryota; Viridiplantae; Streptophyta; Magnoliopsida; Fagales; Betulaceae
Product: WAT1-related protein At4g30420-like
Exons: 8
Coding region: 148-1395 (415 amino acids)
Cellular component (GO): plasma membrane
Molecular function (GO): transmembrane transporter activity
Source: RefSeq, a predicted model, not a curated record
GAAAUCCUUAUGGUAAUGUCACAUGUUUCUCUCCCCCCGUGUGUGCUUUCAUGGUUGUUGCUAUAUAUAUAUAUAUAUUAAGGGCGUCAAAGAGGUGCUUUGAAUGUUGCAUAUUUACGGUACUCCAAAAUUUCCGAGGAGAAAAGUAUGGGAAGGUUCGAUGAUUACAAGCCUGCAAUGGCUAUGGCUGGGUUACAGUUCAUUUAUGCAGGGCUUGCUCUCUUUACUAGAGUUGCUCUACUGCAAGGAAUGAGCCCCAGGAUCUUUGUGGUCUACAGGCAAGCCAUAGCAACUUUGGUCAUGACUCCUAUAGCAUGCUUCACAAGAAGGAGGAAUUCUGGGAGGAUCUCGUUGGGAUUAAGGAGCUUUUCUUUGAUAUUUGUGACCUCUCUUAUUGGCGUGACGGCAAAUCAGAAUGCCUAUUUUGAGGGCCUAUACUUGGCCUCUUCAACAGCAGCAAGUGCCAUGACUAAUCUAAUCCCUGCAAUCACCUUUGUAAUGGCAGCCAUUGUGGGAAUGGAGAAGGUUGAUAUCGGGAGCUUGAGAGGCAUUGCCAAGAUAAUAGGCACAGUCUUCUGCGUUGGUGGAGCCAUUUCCAUGGCAUUGCUCAAAGGACCAAAGCUAUUAAAUACAGAAAUAUUGCCACCAUCAAAAGCUGCCUCUGGCACUGGCGAUAAUUGGCUGCUGGGUUGUUUAUCUCUCUUUGGAAGCAGUUGUUUCUGGUCAUUCUGGGUGAUUAUGCAGGUUCCAAUUUCAGUAAACAUUCCUGACCAUUUAUGCUCAUCUGCUUGGAUGCUUUUCAUGGCGAUGCUACAAUCAGCAAUGUUUGCAUUACUAUUAGAGCAUGACUCAGAAGCAUGGUAUCUCCAUUCAAAUGUUGAAUUUGGAUGUUGUUUAUAUGCAGGAAUUGGAUCUGCGGUUACCUUUUUUGUUCAGGCCUGGUGCAUAUCACAAAGAGGUCCACUCUUCUCUGCAAUGUUCAACCCUCUAUGCACAGUCAUUACAACCAUUCUAUCUUCUGCGUUUCUACACGAAGAGUUAUAUGCCGGAAGCUUGGUAGGUGCUUUUGCUGUGAUCAUUGGUUUGUAUGUUGUGCUGUGGGGUAAAGCCAAGGACCUUGAGAAGAUCAAACAAGAGGCGGUUCCAAAGCUGCAACAUGAUCAGGCAAAGAUAGUGCAAGUGUUGAUGCAUGAAUCUUCAGAGGAGAAUAGUAGUGAAAUUGACAUGGAAGAACCAUUACUGUCUAGGAAAUCAAGUGAUGUCGAUGAAAUAAAGGUAGGGACUUCUUUCUCCUCGAUCAUUCUCGUUUGCGUCAUUUUCUUUGGACAAAGAACAAUUGGGAACCGGAUUCCGAAGAAGAUAAAGGAAAGAAUAUCUUUAUUGCAGAUUUAUUAAUAAAUAAAGAUAAUUAGUCCCAAUUAUUGUGAGAAAAAGACCCUCAAAAGUGAUGCAAGCCACGUAUAAAUGGAAAUUC